UACUUUUCCCUACCAUUUGGUGAUAUCUUUUAGUGGUUCAGAUGAGUGAGUCAACAUCUCAAGAGGAUCCCAAACCUGCUCAGGAAAAUGGAAAAGAAGACAAAGAAAGGAAACAGGAAGCAAUUGAAGUGAAAGAGCCUAUUGAGAAUUCACAGAGUGUACCAGAUAGUUCUGCAUUAGAUACCAGCAACAAUGUGGCAGAAGAAACAACAGAUGAAAUCAAAUCCCAAGAAUUAAACAUGGAGGGACAGCCAAAAAUCUCAACUGGUUCAAUAAAGGACUCUAACAUUGGAGUCUCAAAGAAUAUUGUGGUUAGAAAACCUGCAAAAGUGAUUUUCAAUUUAGAUCAAACUGUGCUGAAUUCAAAGCUAGAACAACCAUGGAAUAAAAAUCUUUUUGAGAGAGUGGAGGCAAGAGCCCAGGCAAUGCAGCAGAAGAUAAUAGAUAAGGAUAAUCUGAAGAAGGAACUAGAAAAAAAGGCUGAAAAAAAACUCCCUAAGGAUAAUCUGGCUAAGGAGUGGUUUAAUACUGAAAACAUGACACUAAGUGCUCGUGCAUAUUUGCUUGACAAAAUUCUACCCACGUUAGUUCCUGGAGUUGAAAAAAUGUUAAUGCAAGUGGAAAAGAAGAAGCUUUUGCCAGAAGUUGAUAUUCCAACCAAGUUUGAUCCAAUUAAUUAUUUGGGAGAAUACUUAAUGAGAAACAAUCCUUAUUAUAUCAAAGACUCGGGAAUGUCUGGUUAUCAGAGGGUGAUGAGAGAUGUCACAGAAGACCUGAAGAUACAUGUUCCCAACACUAUCUGCAACAGAGUAUCCAAGAUGAAGGAGAAUAUUAAACAGAAACGAGAACAAAGAGAACAUAUAAAUGAAGUCAAAGUCAAGGUGGCCAACACACGGAAACAGGCUCUGCAAGAACAGUUCGAUGAAUGGAUUCUAGACCCCAAAGGAAUGAUUCCUAUGGUAGUGAUUCAGAAUGUUCUUCAUGAAUUUUUUCAAAAUCCAGAUUUCCAGCUUGAAUCAUGUUGCAAACAAUUGGAUAUUGCUGACUCAAUGGAACCAAGAUUGAACAAAAUGGAAUUUAUAGAAUACAUCUCUUCACACAUUGCAGCCUUUAAAAGUGAAAUGUUUGAGGAGCUCCUUAAGCAUCUUUGCCACGGUGCAGAUGAAUUCCGGGAGGUCAUAAAAACUGACAUGCGGAGACAGAUGUUUGCUGAACUCUUCCUGCAUUGUGACCAUGGGAAGGUAGGGUUGUUGGAUCGGCAGAGGACAUUGGCCUUGCUGGAAAUGUUCUAUGACCAAAGUUCAAAAAUGCUCAGAAGUUUACUUCGAAACCCAAGGCAAUGGCCAUUCAUUGAAUUUGAAGAGAUAGACUUGCCUGAGUUGUGGGGAGACAUGGAUAAUCAGAAACACAUUUAUGAAGAUUUUGACAAAGUGCUCUUAGAGACGAAUACAUCACUUUCUGAAAAACAUGCUAGCAAAGCCCAAAUUAAAUUGUUAGAAAAUUCAGAAGAUCAACAUAAACGUGGUAAACAUAGAAAAUCAACACUACCACCAACCUCACCAGAACAGGAGAGAGGGACAACUGCAGAACAAGAACCGAACAGAAUUUCAACCAAAGAACAAAAACAAUUCAGAGAGUCAACUGGAGAAAAAUCAGUAACAGGACAAGGAACCCACACAGGGUCAACUCCAGAACAAGGAUCAAGUAGAGAGUUAAUACCAGAACAAAGACCACGCAGAGAGUCAAUUGCAGAACAGGGAUCACACAGAGAGUCAGUAAUAGAACAAGGACCACGCAGAGAGUCAGUAACAGAACAAGGACAACGCAGAGGGUCAGCUGCAGAACAACGAACACGUAGAGAUUCAGUAAUAGAAGAACCACAGGAAGGGUCAACUGCAGAACCAGAACCACCUGGAGAGACAAUUCCAGAAAAACAACAGGACAUAGACUCAACUUCACAAUCAGGAAAAGGUAGUAUCUUAGGAGAAAGGAAAAAGUCUAGAGAGGCUAUUCCUUUUGAGUGCAUUGAAAUCCCUCCAGAGGAAGAGCGGACUCAGAAGCAAGCAUAUGAAGAAGAACUAUUCGUGUGUUCUGAACUGCAAGAGCAAAUUCCAAUAUCAAGAAGAAAAGAUCAUUUUUCAGAAACUACAAAAAAGGAAGUUCAGAAAGACGAAUCCUGUGAACCAAAGUCCUCAAAAAUAGAAGGAAAGUCAUGGUCAGGUGAACUUUUGACUUAUAACUGGAAGAUGAAGUAUGCCAAAUGUGAAGAUGAGGAGCAGGCAAACUUAAUCUAUGGUAACUCCAGAUUCACAGACCUACACUCAAUUAUCAGAAAUAUUCAGUCUUACAAGGAAGUAAAAGGUCGGAGUGCCUUCAAUGGAGUUUCCUUCAAUCUGCUCCAGUUUGUGCAACUCCUGGAGACAUUUGUUGGUGAAGAUGCCCCUUUGAGUGUCAGUGAGACCCUCACCUCUUUUUUCAAGAGGGGCUAUGUUGAAACAAAAGAAGAGAAAAUGAGUGCCUUAGAACAGGCUAGACAAAAUGCUUCCCAAGUCCGACGGGGACUUCUCCUAGAAGCGCUCUUUCAGAAGUGGGACAGUGACGGCUCAGGGUUCCUGAAUCUGAAGGAAGUUGAUGAACUCCUGUACACAUACAAGGAGGGAAUGGAAAAAGAAUCUAUGAGGAAAGCUAAACUACACAUCCAAUUACCAAAGCCACAACCUGGUUGUGAAGUGAGGUUGUCUUCAAAGCAGUUUCAGAAAUACAUAGAAUUGGUUGUAUCUGAACUCAGGGGCAAUGCAGAUCACGUUCUGGAAAGCAUUGUGGAGUUUCUGAUGAAUACUCUAGAAAGGAGCCAUAUUGAGAGUCUGAGGAAUGGUGCCAGACAAAAGUGGCUGCACCAAAUCCAACAUGCGGCAGAGACAAGUGGGGUAUCCCUGGAGCCAGUGUACACUGAGACCUUUAAGGCCCUCACCCAGGAUGCUGAAGCCCAUGGAAAUAAGAAGAUCAGUGCUCACAUUUCCCUCUUAGAAGAAAAUCUACUACUGCCUGAUAGAGGGAAUGUUCUAUUGAGGAAUGUAGCUUGUACUUUAGAUGAUGCUCCAUUUGUACUGAACAGAGUGCUCUACAGAGACAUGAAGGGAAUCAGCUUUACAGUAGUGGAUAAAGGGAAACCAAUACAUGUUCCCCAAGUUCAGCACCAUGGGAACAUCUUCUUCUGGAAUGAUUCCCGCAAGAAGAAUAAUCAAAAUGGGUCAUUCCUGGCUCUGCCUCUUCAGGAUGCAUAUAUGAGGAUCUUUGGGGUCAUGGCAGUUGACACCCUCAGAGAUCCCCGGAAAAUAAACAUCUUUCUACCUCAUGAAAUCAGAUUCUACCAGGGUGUUGCCAAUGUCUUUAGCACUGCCUAUCACUACGUGCAUAGCCGCGAGCACAUCCUACAUGUUGUGAUCACUGGCAUUGGCUGGCUCUACAACAUCACACCUAGCAUCACUGCCAUCACUACGUACUUCACUGAGCCUAGCCCAGAGCAGGAUUCAGACUAUGUUUUACGCAAUAUGAUGGUUACAGGGCCCCUGGGUCUGACAGAAAUCCACAGGAAUCCUCCUACCAUCUUCAGGAAGACAUGUAUCUUCAGAGAUUUCCUCUUUAAGUGUACAGACAGUUCAGAAGUUGUUUUGGCGUCUGUCUAUGGAGAAAACCACAUAGUAAUUCCACUUCGUGAGAGAACAGGAGAGGCUUUGGGAGUUCUCGAUUUUAACAUUGGCAAGAGUAGGAUGUUGUUGUAUCGAGAAUUUAAAGACCUACAGAAAAUGAUGAAGGUGAUCCAAGCUGCCUGCUUUGAAAUACUGGGCGAAUUAUCUGGAGAAAUAAAGAAAAACUAUAUCUUAGAGAUUGAAAAUGUAGGGGAAGUCCAGCGGGCAGGAGUUCUCUUCUUCCGAAUCAUGCUGAAAGAGCUGCAAGAAAGCCUCCAGCUGCUUACCCCCAUGGACUUUGUAUCACUCUUGCUCUAUGAUUAUAAUCCUCCAGCAGAGCUAAAAUCUCCACCAGACAACAAGUCCCAGGAGUUGGAAGCCAAUGCAAAACUAGUACACGACAUCCUAAUAGGGGUUAUCUUGUUCUUUCAUCCAGAGUUGGAAUCAUCAAGUGACUUAGGAAAUUGGGAUAAGUGUAAACUGUAUGUUAACAGAGACUUAGUGGAGAAUAUUUGUGCCUUUGAUCCAACUGCUAAGCAUGUGGAAGUUAAUGUACAGCUCAUUGAUGAAUAUAUCAGAGAUCAUUCUCGAGUCGAAGUAUGGAAAUUUGGUAAUGUUGUCAUCGAAUACCUAUACCACUGGGCACACAUCUGUUUAGCUCUCAUAGAGCUAAACAAAAAAUGCAAUAGUGCUAUUACACCUCCAUUGCCCACCAAUACUGACUCCUAUGUGUAUGCAAAAAUGCCAGGGGGAAGCUUGCUGGGGAAAUGCUAA
Molecule: messenger RNA, 4463 nt
Organism: Diceros bicornis minor
Lineage: Eukaryota; Metazoa; Chordata; Mammalia; Perissodactyla; Rhinocerotidae
Gene: EFCAB5
Product: EF-hand calcium binding domain 5
Exons: 23
Coding region: 42-4463 (1473 amino acids)
Molecular function (GO): calcium ion binding
Source: RefSeq, a predicted model, not a curated record